AUGGCUUAUAAAAGCCACAGUGGAACCCCUGUAGCUGACCUGAAACCUGGAUUGUUAGAUGCCGUACAAGAAUUGGGAGGUUCUGUCGUAGGACAGGAUUGUGCCGAAGCUUCGUGCCGAGGCGGUGCUGCGCAUCUUCCCGAACUGUCUGUCUACUUGACGACACCGAAGCCACAAAGCCGUGUGCGCAAGACUCGUGUGCCAACUACCCAGUCCGGACCCAGCAAUACCGCGACGAAACGCAAGCAAGCCCUGUGUGCGUCCCCCGUGGAGGGCGGGCACCCAGUAUGUGGACCGACGCAUAAAAUACUGAGGCUCCAUUCCAAGGAAAACGCGGAUCCUUUCCUAGACGUGGAAGAAGAAGACGGCGAAGCAGCGCGUAGACGUGACAAGUUGUGCCAGACAGAAGAAGGUGCUGGCUGUUCAAAGAGAGGACUGCAAAGAGUGAAAGCGAAACUUUGGCAAGCACAACGUGCACUCCGUGGCCUGCUGCGAAGACUUGCACACAAGGUCGUUGAGUGCCGCACAUCACACGUGGCCCGUGGGAAACAAUCAGAGCAGGAGAAGCUACCUCAGCGCCAGAGGAUCAUCUUCGACCAGUGGCUGAAAAAGGCAGCCGCGAAGUCUGCAAAAGGAAUGAGGUACAGCAUGGAAUGGAUUUACGACUCCCUUCUUCUGAAAAUUAAGUCCACUGCAGCAUACACAUUCCUUGUGGAGAACGAAUACCUGCCUCUGCCAGACCCUCGAACGCUUCAGUCCUACAUCUCAAGCCUCGACGCAAACUUUGGAUUUAAUCCUGACCCCUUCACUCUUCUGAAGAAUAAACAGAAGGAGGUGCCAGAAAGAGAGCGCCGUGGCAAGUAUUUGUCUGUGUGGUCACACAACAACCAACAAGUGUACUGAUCAUUUACAAGGGUGCUCAUGUUUGACGACAUGAGCGUACGGAAAGGCAGACAUGGUCGUUCUCGGAAAGGUGGACCAUGGUGAUCACACACUGCCACAGGACGAAGUAAAAGACGGAAACCAUGUGCUCGUUUUCCUGUUACGGCCAUUCCUUGCAGGGUGGUCCCAAACAACAGGAACGUUCUGUACAGAAGGAGCAGCACCCGGCUCUGUCCUGGCAAAGCUCAUCCUUCAGUGCAUCGUACACCCCGCCAAUGCGACAGUUCUUGUGCAAGCCAUUACAUGCGACAACUCCACAAAAAACCAUGCUGGACUGAGGGCUCUAGGUAUACGCGUAUCAGCUGAAGGAAACCCAGUCACGUACUUUGAGCACUCUACUGUUCCAGUAAUGAAAGUCACUUGCAUCAUAGAUGUUCCACACAUUUUUAAAUGCAUCCGGAACAACCUCCAGAAAGUAGGAAAAUUCAUUCUUCCUGGUGGUAAAGAAGUCUACCAUCGCCAUUACCAAGCUCUUCUUGAGUACGAAGAACAACAGGGUGGUUUGCGAGCUGUGACGCUGUGGUUUGCGAGCUCACAAAGGCACACAUCUACCCAAAUGCAUUUCAAAAGAUGAACGUAAAGCUCGCAGUGCAGCUGUUCAGUGAAUCCGUGGCGACAUCCAUAGAGUUUUAUAGCACACGAGAAGAAAGCAAAAAAGCUGCAUGGCUGCGAAGGAACAGUUUCUUUCACUCGAAGGCUGAAUGCACUCUUCGACAGCAUUAACCUUCAGCGGCCAGAUGACGUGGCGAACGCUGGGCCAGGACAACUAAAUGUCAUAAAAGAGAGCAUUGCAUGGCUGGAGGAACGGUGUGCAUUUAGGAAGACACUGACUCAGCAGCAGGCAUGCUUUCUAAGCAAACAGACUUGUUCUGCUUUAAGGGUGACUCUACGCAGCACUGUUGCACUCGUUGAAAACCUAUGAGCUUUGGGGUACAAGUAUGUUCUCACCGGAAAGCUCGGUCAGGAUCCACUGGAGAAAUUCUUCGGCAUCGUCAGGCAUAUUGGUGGUGAUGGAGGACGACCAACAGCGGUUCAGUUUUUAUAGAUAUACCGCAUGCUGUCCGUAAACAACCUGGUGAAGCCACCUGAAAGAACCAAUGUCCAGUCGCAAGGUCCGCAGCUGCUGUUAACACUUCAGAGCCUUUUCGGAAAGAAGUCGCCUCCGAUUAACCAUGUAGAACGCCUUAUCGAGAAACUGGACAGUAUCCUGCUCGACCCAGCUACUACAUAUGUGACAUCCAACUUCACCAGGCAACCAGUGUGACCACCAAUGAUGCUAUUUUGGAAUACCUUGGUGGUUAUAUUGUUCACAAGCUUCGUGGAGGGGACUGUGCUUCCUGUGCGGACACCCUGGAAUGCGCAACAAGUCAGCCGAUCACGACAGAUCUCAUCUCGAUUAGGACCCAUGGUGGCUUGAAGAGACCAUCACGACAGCUAAUGAAACUGCUGAAGCUGGUAGAGUCACACUUCAGGGACUGUACAAACAACAGCGUCAGGUGCACCGCUUACGGGGAAAUUAUUGAAGCAACCCUCAUCAAUGAAGAAUUGGCGACAGCAACAGUUGGCUGCAAGGAGCACUACGUCCAGAAAACGCCUGAAGUGUUGCACUUUUUUUGUACGAUGCCGACUACAUUUCCUCUCAAGGGAGAAAAAUAAGAAGUGAAAUGAGGCAACACGAAGACCUAUCCCUGCUGGUGGUGGAAAGAAAUGAAACCAUCCCGGAGAUACAGCGCACGAGCAGUGCAUCUGUCUCUUGCACUCCACAAAACGGCCCCUCUCAGGGCCAACCCCAAUGAUGCAGCAAAGGGCUGGCGUCUGCGUUGAGAUACCCGAGAAAGUUAAUUAAAAUGAUACCUCAAACGGGCGUGGCAAAUAUGGUAACGACAGGCGCAGUGAAUAAUGUUGAAAUCAAAUUAACAUAGCUGAGGACCUUCAAAAGGCCCCACGGGUUCUACAACGGUUCUGAAAUCCUGACGGUAAAACACGGACUGGUGUUACAGCGCACUGCAUGACACUCUUCCACGUCUCAAUGAGCUGGCUAGAGUGCUUAAUCAGAAUGCUUUAACGUAAUCUAACGAACGUAUUCUAUGUGCAAAGUGACAUCGACCACUCAGUAAAAUAAUACACGCCCUCUCUCCUCCGUGCGGAGAACGUAAGUAAUGUCAGCUGCUUCUUACCUCAUAUCGCAGCCGCGCGCUGGACACGGGCUCAGCAUUCGCGGUUAUAGCGCUCAGUUUUACCAAAUCGGACGAAAACUUGUCUGGUGAAGUUCGUACAUCCCCCAUUUCAGAUUCCCCGAUAAAAAAAACCCUCCGAAAAAGGCCGUAAUAAAAAAUCCGGAGCAAAAACACCAGCACUGAAGAACAGUGGCGGGCGCGAGGUCUUCCUUCCGAACUAUUGGCGCGCCACCAUGCGUCGGCGGCGCGCCCUAAGGAGUCUUUCGCCGGAGUUUUUUGACCAGAAAGAGUAUCAAGUGACCGUGACCCAGCGUUCGCUUUCCGCAUACCAGCACAUACCUCUCGUCAAGAUGCCGCAUUAGUUCAUCGAAUGCGCCUCGACGUGGCCUUAACAGCACA
This is a messenger RNA of Ornithodoros turicata, 3518 nucleotides long. RefSeq lists its product as uncharacterized. Lineage: Eukaryota; Metazoa; Arthropoda; Arachnida; Ixodida; Argasidae. The record is from RefSeq and is a predicted model, not a curated record. The transcript has 10 exons. The coding region runs from base 1 to 903 and encodes 300 amino acids.